Molecule: messenger RNA, 3303 nt
Organism: Dacryopinax primogenitus
Lineage: Eukaryota; Fungi; Basidiomycota; Dacrymycetes; Dacrymycetales; Dacrymycetaceae
Exons: 15
Coding region: 1-3303 (1100 amino acids)
Source: RefSeq, a predicted model, not a curated record
AUGAGCAAUCACAACAACGUAGGCUCAACUGGGCCGUCUGAAGGAGGUGACAACACAUUCGAAGUCGCUGCAGAGGCAGUUGAGGAUAAACCACAAGAAGACAAGAAACCUGGUGACAAGAAGACUUAUCCUGGAUGGAGCUAUUUGGUAAAGUGGGCGGGUUUCUCGGACUCUGAAAACACAUGGGAACAUCAGGAUCAGUUCAACCAGGACACAGAAGCUCUGCUCAAGCGGUUCUGGGUCGGGACGGGAAGCGAUCAAGACCACGAGCAUUAUGAGUUCGGCUAUCGUGUUGAUGCGACAAAAGGGUGGAUUGAGGAGGAAAAAAAGCGGUUCCGAUUAAUCAAGGAAAAGGAACAGAGGAAAGAGAAAAAGAAACUUGUCAAAAAACUAGUUGACCAGAGAGAAGGCAUAAGGAAUCAAUCCAAGACUAAGGAGGCAAAGGGCAAGACAAUAGCCAGUCGGUCAGCAGAAGCUACUCGGCAGCUGCCGGCACCAAAGGCACCUGCACCACAAUUGCGGACGUCGGGCAAAAAACGCUCUGGAAACAAAUCAAAAUCCAAAUCCGCUGAAGCACCAUCUGACUCUGAGAUUCUCGCCGAUGACCCGAUGUCGGCUUCAUCAAAGCGCAAGACACGACAAAAGAGUAUGAGCUACCGCGACGACACGGAAAUGGAUGAGGAUGAAUUCUCUGAGGAAGAAUCUACCUCACCUAAACUUGGACUGAAAUGUUCUCGAAUAUCUCAGGUCAAGUCCGCAUCUCCAGUAGAAGAAGACAAUGCACACACAAGACGCCAGUCUCUCAGGGAAAAGAUCGCGGACAAGGCGAGAGAUAGCGCGAUUCAUAAACUGCAAGAAGGCAGAGCCCGUCAUAAGAAUAUGGUGGAACACCCCGCGGAGCAUCAUGAUCCGCAGUCAACGGCGACCUCUGUUCAACCGAAGGAAAAGCGGACAUUUGCUCAACCCACUCGUUUGUGGAGCAGCAAUAUAGCGCCGAAGCAAGCGCCAGCUGAGGCUCCUGCUAGGGCGGUUUCGCCAGAGGACGCUACACCGGAAGUUCUUACAAUUCCGGUCGGGGUCGAUGGGAGGGAUAUGAAGGAUCUAUUCGGAGAUUCUCCCCCGGCGUCUGAUACUGAACCCGCUCCGGACGAUCAAGCGAAAGCAGCAGAUCAGACAACGACCCCGAAAACCGCUGGUCCGAAGUCAUGGAAAGAGAGUCGAAUAAAAUUCUAUGAGCCUCAGGUCAACAAUCCAGCGCAAGCUCCUGAGAACGAGGGUGGCGUGUCACACCCACCGUUCACUGCAAGACAAAAAAUCAUUUCCCGCUUAAUGGGUACAAGUGGAGAAGGACCGGAUGACACCACUUUGGAGGAUGCCACCGCAGAGGAUGGAGUCAAGCUAGAAGAAACGCUGCCUGAUUACGAUGAGGGCGACAAUCCCCUACCAGUUCAUGACGAUUUACCAGUAAUCAAUCAGGUACGAACCACGCACGAGUCGCCACAAGCCGCUGGUGGUCAUCCAGUAACACCUGACGAUGUAUCUGACGUGCCAACAAAGCAAUUACCGCAACAAAUUGUGGAUCUUACCAAUAUCAGGAGUGAUCAACCAGAACCCGUCGAGCUUAUGGACAGUAGUGACAUAGAUGAGCGUGAAGGAUGCCUUGAUCGUGACGCGAUGGAGGUGGACGGUGGACAACAACGAGGAGUAUCCAACGUUGCGGGCGCAACAUCUUCCGAAAACUUCUUGGUCACUAUAUACUCGGGGGAAGAAGUCAUUGCUCAGGUGAAACUCGCCCAGGUGUCCGCCGGACGAAAACUUGCUCCCAAGUUGACUUUCCUGAUUCGUGACCACCGCCUUGACAUAGUCUCCUUCUAUAUGAAACCAGUUAUUCUCCGGAUGCUGGAGCAUGCGAAGGUUUUGCAGACGGGUCUGUUUGUAGUUUCCACUGGGCAGACGACCGACGGUGCCAACUCUCUUUUCUCAAAUUUUGUCCACUGGCUACGUGAUCUCAGCGUGGUGGCUGGCGCCUAUGUCGAGCAGACAAACGAGAAAAAGAAACGGGUGAUGCUUUUAUUCCAUUCGAGUAACUUCGAAGUGGCACAAACUUGUCAAGUCCCUCCGUGGAAAUCUUGGGAUGGAAUCAUUAUCGCUGCGGUGGAACUUCCGGAUACUGCAGCUUGGAGUCGAAAUAUUGAUGUUAUUUCAGCUGGGCAGGGCACGAAGGCAUCAGUAGGCAAUACUGGUGCCGUGUCGUACGCGAUCGAGAAGUUGUUAUUCCCCAGAACCGUCCUUGAGAACGACAUGAAAGGGAAGGCGUACUGCAUCCUGCCUGAUCUAACUAACAGCGACCCUUUUCUUACGGAGGACUUGCGGAGUCUCGAAAGUGCAUUAGGACACUUCCGCGCUUCCUCUCGACGACUGGGCGAAAUCAUAGAUCAAGAGGCCUUUAUCUUCAUUCACCGGAAGACCAUGCGUGUGGUGGGGUUUGGGGACCAGAUGGAGGAACUCAUUCGGGUGCGAAAAUACCCUCGGGUGUACUUCUAUUGCAUUGGCCUGGGCGACCCGCUGCAUAAUGAUCCAGUUACAGAAGCACAACCCCGGUUGAUCUCGAUUGGAGGUGGCAUCGUGACCUUUACCCCACAAGCCCUGCUCGAGGAUCCUUUGGCUGUUGUCCAACUCGUGAACGACUUGAGCAAGAUGCAAGGGUGGCAAUGUUACAUCAUUCCCCCUGUACUCGCAGCCAUCCAGGACUUCAAAGACCCUCAAAACGAGCGGCAGACAUGGGCAUUGGUCACAUUGAUUCUGGCAACAAGCAAGACGGAAGAUCGCCUAAUUUUAACCGAGUCCAUGGACCGCAUUCUGCAGCGUCUACGCGCCAAGCAAGAAACCACUGUUCAGACAACAGAACAACCACUUAAUGAGAAUCACCUCUUGGAAGAGAUGGCAUACAUGUGGACGGUGGGCCAGUUUCAGCUUCUGGAAGCUGAUCCUGGCAAAUUGCUCGACUUGUGCCGAGCGGUCGCAACGGAAGGAAAACCAUCAAUUGACAUGAACGACGUGAUCAAGAAUGUGUUCGAAGACAUGCUGUCCAUGCAGUCGCAACCCAAGCUUCUCGAAUCAUAUCGACGUUUUGUUGUGAUCACGUCUGCUGGUCGAGAAGGACGAGACACAUAUCAGUAUAGGCUCGACUGUUGCACAGUAUCGGAGUUUUGGUCCAGUGCCAAAGCGACUUUUGCGAGAGAACAGGAGCUCGCCUUUGUGCAAACCCCCCCUCUUGAAAACAUGGACCUCGAUGAAAUGUGA